GUAAGAUCAUAAUUGAUAAUACGAAACCGGUGCAAUUUUUUUUAGUUAUUUAAUGCAUAAGAUUCAUUAUCAAAAAUCAAAAUCAUGAUAUUCAGAAACGGUUCGUUUGACUACAAAUCGAGGGCCAGGCCAUGUUUCUUCUUCCUCUCCUCUCGCAUGAUCGCAUCCACCUUUCUUUUCUUGACAUCGCAUCAUGGAUGUUAAUCGUUUUCUGUUUCGUUCCUGGUUCUUGGAACUUAAUCCAGGAGACAGAUUGGAAUGAUGAUGAUUUUGAAGUAUCUUUGUUUCCAUAUUGGUCUUUAUGUGCAUGUUUUCUCUCUUUUGUUGCAGUCUCCUAUGGUGGCAACAAAUGCAUGUAUGGAUCCAAAGAUCCAAACAUUAUUUUCUUGAAAUCUAAUAUCAUCAACCUUUUGAUUGUAAAUCUAAAGUGUCAACGCUUGCACAGUGGUGAAUUUCAUUUUAGCUGGUACCACUUUCAGAAAGUCACAACCGAUGACUUGUUUGAAGGAGGUCAAAGACAUGUUUCAAGAUCAGAUGUUAGGAAAGGAUUUAAAGCUCAAAGAAAUAUGAUCAUGUCUACAAAUCAUUUUUUGGAUGUCUAUCAAGGAAGUCUUUCAUGAGUGUAAGAAGAUACAAUUGUUGUGUGUUCUUAAAUCUUGUCAAUUAUAGUGGGCAUCAAUGCUGAGAAACAGCAAAACACUUCAAUUAUUUUAUCUAUAUUCUAUUCUGUGCUUGAUAAUUGUUGAUUCCUCUUUAAGAAUGUAAUCUUUUCUUUGAUGCUUCCAUUUUAAACCUUUCUUAUUAUGAGUCUUAAGAUCAUAUCACCUCGUUUUUUAUUGUUUCUAUGAUAGUUUUACUCAUAUUUACUUCUCAUCAACUCUUUAUUCAGACACUUGAUUCAUAGCAGUGUAGAUUAUUUGUUAUAUUUAACCUUUUGAUUUUAAUCUCAAGAGCAUCUCGUGUAUGUUGGUAAAUUGCAAUUGAGAUGUUUUUUCCUUUCUUAUUCACCUACUUGUCUUCCAUCCUCUUGAGAUGCUUGGGGUCUUUUUCUUUAUUUAAUGAAUUUUUCCAUUAUUAACCUUUUCAUUAUGAAUCUUAAUAACAUCUAAUUUAUUUAUACAGAGUCUAUAGUGGAAUUUUACAUUUUUUUUCCUUCAAAUUAAUCUUCUUUAAACGGUUUAUGAUCUAAUCCCAUAUUAAUAUAUCUUCAUUUGCUAAAUAACCUUUUAGAUUUGUUCAUGAGUAAGCAAGCCCAAAAAAUGUGUCUUCAACCCAUUGAGAUAGUUAGUUUGAUAACAUCUCAUUGUUUUUCAAACAAUUUUUUUUUUUCAGUCCAAUUGAUUCUGAAGCUUGAUAACAGCUCAUCGUUUUUCUGUGGUUAUAAAUUAUUAACCUUUUGAUUAUGAAUCAUGUAUCUUUACUCAUGUUGAGUUCUUGUUAACUCUUGCAUUGUGUUAUCCAUAUUAAUAUAUUUUCAUUCGUUUAAUAACCUUUUGGAUUUGUUCAUUAGGAAAGGUAGCCCAUGUUUGUGUUCUUCAACCUUAGGAAUCCUAUCUAGUUAUGUGGCUAUGGUGGAACCUAAUAAUACAUACAUGCAUGCAUGUGUACUUUAAUUUGGUUCUUUUCAACUCAUUUGUGGUGCUAAAUUGCAAUUGAGAUGUUCUUUUCAAAGUCCAUGCAUGUUUACUCAGAUUCCACUCUUGUCAACUCUCGCAUGCUGGUAUAUAUAUUAUAUUAUCAACCUUUUAAUUGUAAAUCUAAACAUAUUGCCUCAUGCACAGGUUAGGUUAUCUUCUUUUCAACUCUUGCAAUUGAGCUUUUUGUCUUUUUUUUUUCCACUUAUCUUUUGGCAUCCGAUCUGUUUAUAACAGACUAGUGAACUUUCACCAUUAUGUUAUUGAAACUUUUAAUUUUGGAUCUUCUGAGAUUUUUUUCUACAAUUCCUAUUGCAUGUAUAUUUACUCUGAUUUGGUUCUUGUCAACUCAUACAUGGUGUUAAAUUGAUUUUACUAGCUAGCAUCCUAUGAGUUUAUCAUUUUGCACUUUCAAUUUUAUAUUAGUGACCUUCUGGUAUGUUACAAAUUUAGUCCCUAUUCUAUAACACUUGUAUUCGGAUAUUACCCAAAAACGAAUUUUAUCCUUGUGGUUCCAUUUUCUGUUAAAUUUGGACUUCACGCCCAAACUAAAUCCAUGUGAAAUGACUAAAUUGCCCACAUUUUUUAUAUUUUUACUAUUUCACAACAAUGAACUUUGAAGUAAAUGAUCCAGACUUCCAUUUUUACUUCUCAUGAGUUGUAUCAUAUGUAUUAUUAGGAAUCAACUUUAUUGAUGCUAUGCAAUGCUGAAAACAACUCGACUACUUGCCUCAUAGUUAGUUUCUGUGCCUCAUAGUUGGUGAUUUCUCAAGAGUCAAGAGCAAUGCAAUUUUUCAGGACUUAAUGCUAGAAUUUAAGGGGCACAAAUAGUAGAAUCUAAGGUGCAUAAACAAACAUGCCACUCCUCUUCCAUUAUGUUUGAGAUAAUUGAUGAUUUCUUUAGCAUGUGUAUUCAAUUUUGUGUGUUAUCUUUAAGCCUUAAGUGAGGAGUAGAAAAAUGUAAUAUAUAUCCUUCAAUUCAUUUUGAUCAUGGCGCCUUGGUUAUUUCACGUCUUGUGUGAACAAAUAUUAUGUUAUAUGUUUUCUUUUUUGAUUAUAUAGUUGUUUCUUAGUUGUCUAGGCAUGAUACAAGAUGUGUUAUUUCAUAUAUAGGCCUAUUUGUGAUGUCUCUUACAUUUUGAUGAGAUGUCUUUUCAAUGUCCUUUCCAAAAUUAUUAUUAACCUUUUGAUUUGAACUUAAGUUUUCCCUUCUUUUUCUGCUCACCUUUUAUUAUUUUUUAUAGUUUACUAUUUUCUCCUUUUGACUUCCUUCGAUGAACGUAAAUCUUGUUGCAUUUUUUAUCCUUGUAGUUUCAUUUUCUUUUGGAUUUGGUCUUUGUUGAAUGUCUAUGAUGAUAUGAGCUUUUGAGGCUGAUGUCAAGACACUCUUGUUUAAAAUUAUGGCCUGAUUCCAUUCUUUUUAACACUUGCAUGGUGCUAAAUUGCAAUUAAGCUUGUUUUAUUCUUUUUCAAUUCAUACUCCUGAGCAUCCUGCAUAUUUAGAGCAUUUUAUGCUUGAAACCUAUAUUGUCAACCAUUUGAAUGCAAAUUUAAAGAUCGCAUCAUGCAUAGAUUAUCUUCUUGUCAACUCUUACAUGGUGUUCUUGAAAUCUUGAAUUUAUAACUUUUAAUUAUGAAUCUGCGCUUUUUCUACAAUUCCUAUUGUAGCAUUAUUUAGAACUAAAAAGAUGGAGAAUGAACCUUUUCUCCCUUUUCUUCUUCUACGCACUCCGUCUUCGCCAAAAGCGAUCGUCGGGUACCUGUCUAAUGCGGACCUGAGAAUACAAGCGGUUUGAAAAUCAGCAUAAAGCUGGUGAGUUCAUAAGCAGUUAGUUUUUUGAAAAUGUACGAGUUCCUUU
Messenger RNA from Lactuca saligna, 3493 nucleotides. NCBI's taxonomy places the organism in Eukaryota, Viridiplantae, Streptophyta, Magnoliopsida, Asterales, Asteraceae. The record is from the annotation of a GenBank genome assembly.